Molecule: messenger RNA, 3537 nt
Organism: Urocitellus parryii (Arctic ground squirrel)
Lineage: Eukaryota; Metazoa; Chordata; Mammalia; Rodentia; Sciuridae
Gene: Trim62
Product: tripartite motif containing 62
Molecular function (GO): zinc ion binding; protein binding
Source: RefSeq, a predicted model, not a curated record
CCUUCCUGGAUCUCCUUUUCCCAGCACCCAUUCUUUGGACUGUCCGGUCCCUCAAGAACCUCCUCGCCAGGAGCCCCUUCCCUUAGACAUCCUCGGCCUCUUCCCUUCAGCACCCAUCGCUCUGAGCUACCCACUACCUCGAAAUCGCCCUGCCAGACGCUCAUCCCGGGCAGCCUCGAAUCCCUUCCUCGUGGAAUCCACCCGGACAGCACCCCUUCCUUCUCCGGUGUCUGCUCCCCUGUCUCCGCGGGCCUCGAGCCCGCGUCGCCCCCUUGGGUGCUGCCCCAACAGCGUCACGCUCUCCGCUGCCCCUGCCUCUGAGCCCCCUCCCCGCCCCUGGCGCCAUGGCUUGCAGCCUCAAGGACGAGCUGCUCUGCUCCAUCUGUCUGAGCAUCUACCAGGACCCGGUGAGCCUGGGCUGUGAGCACUACUUCUGCCGCCGCUGCAUCACCGAGCACUGGGUGCGGCAGGAGGCGCAGGGCGCCCGCGACUGCCCAGAGUGCCGGCGCACGUUCGCCGAGCCCGCGCUCGCGCCCAGCCUCAAGCUGGCCAACAUCGUGGAGCGCUAYAGCGCCUUCCCGCUGGACGCCAUCCUCAACGCGCGCCGCGCCGCGCGACCCUGUCAGGCGCACGACAAGGUCAAGCUCUUCUGCCUCACGGACCGCGCGCUGCUCUGCUUCUUCUGCGAUGAGCCCGCGCUCCACGAGCAGCACCAAGUCACCGGCAUCGACGAUGCCUUCGAGGAGUUGCAGAGGGAGCUGAAAGAGCAGCUUCAGGCCCUUCAGGACAGCGAGCGGGAGCACACGGAGGCCCUACAGCUGCUUAAGCGACAGCUGGCGGAGACUAAGUCUUCCACCAAGAGCCUGCGGACCACCAUCGGCGAGGCCUUUGAGCGGCUGCACCGUCUGCUGCGAGAGCGGCAGAAGGCCAUGCUGGAGGAGCUGGAGGCGGACACGGCCCGCACGCUGACCGACAUCGAGCAGAAGGUCCAGCGCUACAGCCAGCAGCUGCGCAAGGUGCAGGAGGGGGCCCAGAUCCUACAGGAGCGGCUGGCAGAGACUGACCGGCACACCUUCCUGGCCGGGGUGGCCUCCCUGUCUGAGAGGCUCAAGGGGAAAAUCCACGAGACCAACCUGACAUACGAAGACUUCCCGACCUCCAAGUACACGGGCCCCCUGCAGUACACCAUCUGGAAGUCCCUGUUCCAGGACAUCCACCCAGUGCCAGCUGCCCUGACCCUAGACCCUGGCACUGCCCACCAGCGCCUGAUCCUGUCUGAUGACUGCACCAUCGUGGCCUACGGGAACCUGCACCCACAGCCCCUGCAGGACUCACCAAAGCGCUUUGACGUGGAGGUGUCGGUGCUGGGCUCUGAGGCCUUCAGCAGUGGCGUCCACUAUUGGGAAGUGGUGGUGGCAGAGAAGACCCAGUGGGUGAUUGGGCUGGCGCACGAGGCCGCCAGCCGCAAGGGCAGCAUCCAGAUCCAGCCRAGCCGCGGUUUCUACUGCAUCGUCAUGCACGACGGCAACCAGUACAGCGCCUGCACCGAGCCCUGGACGCGRCUCAACGUCCGGGACAAGCUGGACAAGGUGGGCGUCUUCCUGGACUACGACCAGGGCUUGCUCAUCUUCUACAAUGCMGACGACAUGUCCUGGCUCUACACCUUCCGGGAGAAGUUCCCCGGCAAGCUCUGCUCCUACUUCAGUCCCGGCCAGAGCCACGCCAACGGCAAGAACGUGCAGCCCCUGCGCAUCAACACGGUGCGCAUCUAGUCCAGGCCUCCAGGCCGCUGCAGCCAGCAGGAGCCCCGCCUGCACACCAGAGGUCCAGGCCCAGGCGCCUCUGCCUGGUCACCCGCAGACCUCAGGCCACUUGUUCGCCCUGGGGCCUCCGUUGCCCUGUGUGUGACACGGAGGUCGUGCUCCACGAGUCCUAAGCUCUCUUGAAGCAUUAAAGUUCUGUAAGCUCUGACCUUGAUGAGGAUGUGACAURGCUUCUCCUCAAGGCAGUCCCCACCCAGCCCUUAUCCCCAGCCCCUCAGGGAAAGGGCACUACCUCCCUGUGUCUCCUCCUGCCCAGCUGCCUGGCCUUGGGAUGUGUCAGAUGUGGUCAGGAGUUGGCAGCCUGAAAGACACAGAAUCCUCAAGUCUCAUGGCCUAAGUCUUGCCCCUGACCAAGCUAGUGAUGGUCAUUUUACCCUUGACCCCAGCCCACCAAGGACACAGGCAGUAGCUGGUCCUAGGGUUGUCACAGAACCCCCCUCUCAACCCCCGCCCACUUCUACCAAGAGCUGUAAGGCUCCACUUUCCCCAACUGUUAUACAAAGCAGAGACCAUGCUGUAGCCUGUGGGAAGGCACUGAGUAGUUGAGGCCACAUGUGAGUUACCAUGUCACCACCUUCCUGCCCAAAAUCUGAGGGCAAAAUGAGGGCACCCUGGAGACCCAGGUAGAUCACAAGCUAAUGGUAUCUGCAGGACAGCAAGCAUCACUGAAUGACAAAGGUCCCCAGCAGCUCUGGACUCUGGUCCAGCUACCCCUUGCGGCCAGGCCUCUGUGACCUGCUAGGGUACAGAAAGGCUGCUGGGAGCAGUUAUUUUAAUCAGGACCUGAGCACUGGGAGGAGCUGUUAGCUCAGACACACACACCCCCUUCAGACUUGGCAUCUAUCUCACUUAGGAUCCUGCUGCAGAAACAAGAGCCACUUUAGCUGGCUGAAUUAGGUAAGGAUUCAUUACCAGCUCCCUGGGAGUUUGCAUCAGAAGGGAGCAGUAGAGUCCUUGCUGAAUUUCCAAGAAAAAUUCCCAGCUGCCAGACUCAUCCUGUCAUGACCAGGGAAGCUGUUCCCCCCUGCAGGAAGCCACUGUAUCAGAAGCCGCUGACUGCAGCACUGUGCCCCCUCUGCCACCGUCCAUGCCAGCAAAUGGAUGUCCCAAGGCCUGCCUCUUCCACUAACUCAGGUCCCCAAUCCAUAUUUCUACAAGGGAUUUGCUACCUUUACUGCAAGGGAGUCUGGGAAAUGUAGUUUCCCUCUUUCCAGCCCCAGCCAUGCAAAAAAGGGCACUAGAAGAAAUUUAGCCUGCAAGCUGAGCAAGCCCAUUGCAUUUUCUGCCACAGCAUCCAUCGUGAAGCGCUCCUGCAAGAGGACUUCACCUUAAGCAUGGGACCAUGGGGUCCAGGAGAGUCCCCAGGUCUGCUAUGUAGAAAAGGCUCCAUCCCACCUUGGCUUCAAAGCAACAGAGCCCGGAGGUGCCCUGCCCUACCUAAAAGCAGCAACCUGAGAAUGUGCCUGCAAGAUCGCACUGAUUUCUCACAAGCCCUGGCCUUUCUUUCUAGUCCUGAGGCGUCAACUCUGUACUUGGGGUCUCAGCACACCUAUCAGAAAGGAGCCAGAAGAGCCAAACUUGAGGGGCUCCCACUCCCAACGGCCAUGCACUCAGGCCUUCCCUGAGCAAGAGUAAACCUCAGCCCUGCCCAACCCCUCAACUCCAGAGUCUGGGCCUCCCCCAGCAGUAUUUUUAUUUAAAAAUGUUUCCCAUU